Drosophila montana is the source of this 2667-nucleotide messenger RNA. It is a transcript of the gene SAK, whose product is annotated as Sak kinase. The record is from RefSeq and is a predicted model, not a curated record. The coding region runs from base 229 to 2562 and encodes 777 amino acids. The transcript is spliced from 7 exons. Gene Ontology annotation, molecular function: ATP binding; protein binding; protein serine/threonine kinase activity. NCBI's taxonomy places the organism in Eukaryota, Metazoa, Arthropoda, Insecta, Diptera, Drosophilidae. Gene Ontology annotation, biological process: mitotic spindle organization; protein phosphorylation. Gene Ontology annotation, cellular component: kinetochore; spindle pole; centrosome.
GUUUACUCCGAUUUGAGGCUAUCGAUAUAAAAUGAUCUAAAUAUAUCGAUGGCUGCGAUAACGAUAAAGUAGUUUGCUCAGUGCGCUUAGGGGCGCCUGGACUCUUUAUAUAAUUUUAGUGUUUUCCAACACCAGCAAGUUGGCGUUCUUCUUUUUAAAUGAUUUUUGGCUUGUUAUUGUUUAUUUAUGAAAAUAAGAAAGCAAAGUGCAAGUAAAUCAAAGUAAACUAUGCUACCAUUCCGGAAUUAUGGAGAAACAAUCGAUGAGUACGAAGUACAGCACCUGCUGGGCAAAGGAGGCUUCGCGUGUGUUUACAAAGCAAAAUGUCUGCGAUCGCAUCAAAACGUGGCUAUAAAAAUGAUUGACAAAAAGCUCAUACAGGGCUCGGGAUUAUCGAACCGAGUUAGGCAAGAAGUGGAAAUUCAUUCCCGCCUGAAGCAUCCUUCUGUGUUGCAGCUGUAUACGUUCUUUCAGGACGCCAAUUAUGUGUAUUUGAUUUUGGAACUGGCCGAUAAUGGUGAACUGCAUCGUUAUAUGAACCAGCAAAUGAAGCGUCCGUUCACCGAAGAAGAAGCGUCCUCCAUUCUGCGGCAGGUGGUAGAUGGUUUGCUGUACUUGCACUCACACAACAUCAUGCAUCGGGACAUAUCGAUGUCAAAUUUACUGCUUAGCAAGGACAUGCACGUCAAAAUUGCUGACUUUGGCCUGGCGACACAAUUAAAGAGGCCAGAUGAGCGGCACAUGACCAUGUGCGGCACUCCAAACUAUAUAUCACCUGAGGUUGUUUCACACCAGUCACACGGCUUGCCAGCGGAUCUCUGGAGCGUUGGUUGUAUGCUCUACACGCUCCUGGUGGGGCGACCUCCGUUCGACACUGACGCCGUACAGUCAACGCUCAAUAAAGUGGUGCACUCCGACUAUACGAUUCCGGGCCAUCUGUCCUAUGAGUCGCGCGACUUAAUCGAUAAGCUGUUGAGGAAAAAUCCACAUGAACGCAUCUCACUUGAGCAAGUUCUCAGGCAUCCAUUCAUGGUAAAGGCCGGCGGAAGCACAAUAUCGUACACAACGCCUGGCGCGUCUGACGGCUAUAGUCAAAGUAUUGUCAGCGGAGACAGCGGCAUUGUCACAUUUGCCAGCAAUGAUUCAAAAAACUCACAUCGGCUACGUUCGGUUGAACAACAAUCCACACCACAAAUGCUGCCACAGAUCCAGGAAGAAUAUGGUUAUUAUCAGAAGUACGCGCCACAUGCAGCGUACAGACAAAGUUCAACGGAGACGUUGGACAGCACGGAAAUGGACUGGCAGAGGAUGGGACAGAAUGCACAGAAGGCUAAUUUUUUGGCACACUCCACGCCAGCAGCGCCUGUACCUGCUGCGGUCAUUCCAAAAGCUGGAAAGAACAAUAAUGAGCGCAUUUCCGUGCCCCCAUUAAACACGCUCAGAUUGCAACCAACGCGGUACAAGACAAAAAAUGCAAUCAUGAGUAUUGUGGCAAACGGCGAGGUAGUAAUUGAGUUUAUAAAGAGCAAAAGUAAAAUGAAUGAAGAUCGCAUCAUUGAUAUUUGCCGCAUAUCCGGCGAUGGACGCCGCAUUAUAAUACACCAACCUGAUCCUGGGCGAGGGCUGCCCAUACGAGAGCAACCGUCGGAACCCCAUUCAAGCGGCAUGGAUAACGUUUAUAACUAUGAUAAUUUGCCCAGCAAACACUGGAAGAAGUACGUGUACGCUGCGCGAUUCGUGGGCUUGGUAAAGAGCAAAACACCGAAAGUGACAUACUUUAGUACAUUGGCUAAAUGCCACCUAAUGGAAAACAUGGCUGAUUUCGAGAUGAAUUACUAUUCGGGGGCCAAAUUGACCAAGUCUCCCAGCGAAGGUAUUAAAGUGCUUGAUAUCCACAGCGUACAGCUUUUGGAUCAAUCGAGUUCCGAAGCAAAACGAUUGAUUGAACACAGCAACGAAUGUUUCGCCCAUUGCCUGAGCAUCUGCAAUGCACUGGAGCUGGCACAAACAGGCAGCAAUACUUGUUUUCCCGUAACGAUUGGACGACGACCCAUUGUAAAUACGUUGCCCUCACAACGGCCUGAGGGACUUAGGGAUACAACAAAUUUUGCGUAUUCCACACCAAAGUCGCAACAGGGCUCAAUAAACUUUUCCAUUAGCACCAUCUCAUCGAUGCGCAGUGGGAGCGAUAAUAUUGGAUCCCAGCUGUUAGCGUCCCAACAAAACGUCCCCAUUAAGCGGUUGAACAUACCGGGCAUAGGCACUGCCACAGAGCUGUCCCAUGGAAUUGUGCAAGUCCAAUUCUAUGAUGGAUCAGUCAUCUCUGUCAUACCUGAGGCGCACGGUGGUGGCAUAACAUACACGCAGUCAAACGGCGUCUCUACCCACUUCCCCGACCAUGACGACCUACCAUUAUCGGUAAGGGAUCGACUCUCGCAGCUGCCCCAGGUGCAGAUGAAGUUGAGGUGUGCUCCUCUGAUCAGUAGCAAAAAGUUUGACUGCAAUGCGAUGAACGCCAAGUCGACGGCGUCUGCGCCUUGGUACAAUCGUAUGCUAAUCUAAAGCCCAUAUUCUACAAUAUUUUUUUUUAAGAAAAAAGUAAAAUUUAUUUUGUAUUUUAAGAUAGCUUUCAUGUUUUAUAUGAAUAUAUAUAUAUUUUAUAUUUGA